Helianthus annuus (common sunflower) is the source of this 1065-nucleotide messenger RNA. RefSeq lists its product as uncharacterized. The transcript is spliced from 3 exons. The record is from RefSeq and is a predicted model, not a curated record. NCBI's taxonomy places the organism in Eukaryota, Viridiplantae, Streptophyta, Magnoliopsida, Asterales, Asteraceae. The coding region runs from base 1 to 1065 and encodes 354 amino acids.
AUGCCCAACGCUUUCAACCAACGAAACCAAUACCCUAUGCAACAACCCAACAUUUCGUUCAACCCAAUGCAAAUGCAACAACCCAACAUUCCGUUCAACCAAAUGCCAUAUCAAAUGCAGCAACUAAUGCAAAACCCGCUAAAUAUGCCAUAUCAACCACUGCCACAAGCACGUCCAACACAAAUCGAGGAAGAAGAUGAGGACGUAGAGGUUGUGCCAGAAACGCAACCUGAACCUUCCAAAAAGAAAAAUACAAAGGGAAAGGGUAAAAAAGAAGACGCAGCCGCCAAACAACAACAACGGCCAUGGUCAAAAAUUGAGGAAGAGGCGUUGGCGAAGGCAUAUAUUAGCUCUUCAACGUCUCCUAUAAUCGGUAACAAUCAACAAAGCGAUGGGUUUUGGCAAGAAGCACUUGAUAUAUUCCACGCGAUUAUGGAACAAGGCGAGUACAGAACCGUUGAUUCUAUCAGCCCCAAGUGGCGCAAGAUGAAUACGUUGAUCCAACGCUUUUGUGGGUUUUAUAACACAACGCUCGCCAACAAACCGAGUGGGUGGAACAACGAAAAUGAUCAACCAAAAUGGAAGGGAACUCCAAAUGAGGUUGCAAGCGCGAAACGAGCAACGAAAUGGUCUAAAAGUUCCGAGUCAGGAAGUUAUAGCGUUGGAGACUCAACCGGUCGUUGCCAAAUAAAUAUCAACGACGAGCCCGAGUAUGAGGAGGAGCCGAUUGGAGAGGAAGAACGUCCCCCAGGAAGGGACAAAAGUAAAAAGAUAGCGGCUGAAAAAAGGAAACAAGCCGCAUCAGGAAGUGGUGGUGGUUCGAAGUUGGAAGGUAUUAUGGCCGAGUUGAAAGCAUUCAACCAAACCUUUACCGAGACGCAAACCGAGAAGAUAAAGGUGAAAAAACAACAAGCCGAGGAGAAGCAAAGGAGGCAAGAAGAAGUGCAGCAGUUGGAAGAAUGGAAAAUAAUGACCACCGACCUUAGCGAAUAUCCACCGGAAGACCGUCCCAUUUUACAAAUGAUGAAGGAAAAAAUUAGGAAAAAAUGGAGUGGGGGAGUGUAG